GGCGCGGCUCCGGGCCCGUGCGCGGUGCGAUGCUCCCUAACCGGCCCCUUUCCCUCCGCAGGUUUCCGUCAUUAACACCGUGGACACCUCUCACGAGGACAUGAUUCACGAUGCACAGAUGGAUUACUAUGGCACUCGGCUGGCGACCUGUUCUUCAGACAGAUCUGUGAAAAUCUUUGAUGUUCGGAAUGGAGGGCAAAUCCUCAUUGCAGACCUAAGAGGGCAUGAAGGUCCAGUGUGGCAAGUUGCCUGGGCUCAUCCUAUGUACGGAAACAUCUUGGCUUCCUGCUCCUAUGACAGGAAGGUUAUUAUCUGGAAGGAAGAAAAUGGCACUUGGGAAAAGACCUAUGAGUACACAGGGCAUGAUUCCUCAGUGAAUUCUGUCUGCUGGGCACCACACGACUAUGGGCUGAUACUGGCCUGCGGGAGCUCCGAUGGCGCAAUUUCAUUACUGAGCUACACGGGUGAUGGGCAGUGGGAAGUCAAAAAGAUCAGCAAUGCACAUACUAUUGGAUGUAAUGCAGUUAGCUGGGCUCCUGCUGUUGUACCAGGCAGCCUUAUAGAACAACCAUCUGGUCAAAAACCAAACUACAUCAAAAGAUUUGCAUCUGGUGGUUGUGACAACCUUGUCAAGAUCUGGAAAGAAGAAGAUGGCCAGUGGAAAGAAGAGCAGAAGCUGGAGGCACACAGUGACUGGGUUCGAGAUGUAGCCUGGGCUCCAUCCAUAGGCUUGCCAACAAGUACCAUUGCUAGCUGUUCACAGGAUGGCAGAGUGUUUAUCUGGACAUGCGAUGAUGCCUCUGGAAAUUCAUGGUCACCAAAAUUGCUGCACAAGUUCAACGACGUUGUCUGGCAUGUGAGUUGGUCCAUUACUGCAAAUAUACUUGCAGUGUCUGGAGGAGACAAUAAAGUCACGCUGUGGAAGGAAUCAGUAGAUGGGCUGUGGGCAUGCAUCAGCGAUGUCAACAAGGGCCAAGGAGGAGUGUCUGCUGUUACAGAAGGGCAGCAGAAUGAGCAGUGAUGUGAGACUGACCAGUCCAGCUGCUGGAAGCGAUCGCUAUACCUGACUUGCAAUGUUUCUUGAAUCAGAUAAGAACUGGUUUUAUCCAAACUGGACACAAAAUGGGAAAUAACUGUCCAAUUUUAUGAGCGCUCUUAACCAAUACUGGGAGGCUACAAUGUGUUGAUAAUCAGCCUUAAUUGACAUUCCCUUAAAUUAAAGAUGAAGAGAGGAGCAAAGUACUGUGCCUUGUGCUACUCCCUGAUCCUGUAAAAAUUGUAACCUGCCUUCUGGUUUAGGAGUUGGAUUUAAUUGGAUACACUUCAAGCACUCGAGCAGGAACAGGAGGAGGCAGGCAAUGAAAGUGCUCACGUGUGAGCCCAUCUGUGUAAGGGGCAAAUGCUCUGCCACUCAAAGGCCAAAACUAUUUCAAGUGGCGGGGCGGGCUGGUGGAGUUAGCAGUAGACAACAUUCUGGUGGUACUGAAAUGGUGCUUGGGUUUCCCUAGAAGUAAUGUGCUCAGAUACAUGAAAACCUCCAAAGAUGAAAAAGAGUAGCAGAAUGCAUAUGUAUUUUGCUUUACAGUAAUCUCAAACUUGUUUAUUUAAUGAACAUCAACAAAUGAAAAUACUAUUUGAAGACAUUCUUUUUUUUUUUAGCCACAAUUCUAUAUUGUACCUCAGGUUUUUGUUUAGACAACAAAAUAAAGUCUUAUUGGUUAAAGCCUG
Messenger RNA from Meleagris gallopavo (turkey), 1728 nucleotides. Lineage: Eukaryota; Metazoa; Chordata; Aves; Galliformes; Phasianidae. The record is from RefSeq and is a predicted model, not a curated record.